AUAAACUUGUUACUCAUUUUAUAAACCACUUUUUUAUCAUAAGACAAGAAAAAGUAUUAUAAUUGUGGAAAGUUUUGUAUUCCUCCAAGAAAUUUGCGCUUUUGGUCCCCUUUAUAAACUUUGCAUUCCCGAAUCCUUUUUAAAUCCUUUUUUUUUCACUCCUUUGCUGCUACAUGUGACAAAUGUGGACACCCAGAAACAACAAAGCUUCUAAAAUGCAUGUGAAAGAGAAAGAAUAUAUAACGGGAAGAAAAUAAAAGCAUUUGAUAUGUUUACUAAUUUUCUCUCUCACUUUUCCUCUCUCUUCAUUAUCCCUCACAGUCAGCUGUGUGUGCUCUUCCCACUCCAGACCAGCGGGUGGCGGAACGGCUCUCUUUAAGUUGGUUUCACAAACCGGCAGAAACAGAAGAAGAGGAGACGCGCUCUGAACAACCGCUGAUUCAAAACAAAAGAUUUAUAAAGUAUUUGAACAUUCACGAAUCAUUUUUAAAAUAUCAUUAUUUAUAAGUGAAGAGAUGGAGUCAGAACAGCAGGAAGAACAGAAACCUGUAAAAACGGAGUUUAUUGAAGAUUACAGUGAGAAUCCUGUAAAAAUGGAGUUUACUGAAGAUUACAGUGAGAAACCUGUAAAAAUGGAGUUUAUUGAAGAUUCCAGUGAGAACAGGAGUGAUCCUGAUGAAGAACCCCUCAGAGUGAAAAUUGAAGAUAAGGAACAACAGACAGACCCGGCAGUAGAGAUUAAGGUGUGUGAAGAACUGGAUGAAGCGGAGUACACACAACUGGAUGUCAAAACUGAAGAAAACCCUUGGAGUUGCUCACAGACCGAAAGUAAACCUGUACGUAGAAGAUCCAACCAAAAUUACACUUGCUCUGAGUGUGGAAAAGGCUUCCGAAACAAAAGAAAUCUUAAAGCUCACAUGGCAGUCCAUGUUGUAGAGAAGCUGCACACAUGUGAACAGUGCGGGAGGACUUUCCCCAAAAGAUUAUUCCUUUUAAAUCACUUAAAAAGCCACAUUGGAGAGAAGCAGCACACAUGCGAUCUGUGCGGGAAGACCUUUUCACAAGGAUACCUGAAGUUUCACAUGAGAAACCACACUGGAGAGAAGCCGCACACAUGUGAUCAAUGCGGGAAGAGUUUUGCAAUCAAAAGAACCCUUAAUGCUCACAUGAAACUCCACACCGGAGAGAGGCACACAUGUGAUCAGUGCGGGAAGAGUUUCUCACAAAAAGGAUACCUUAAAUAUCACAUGAAAAUCCACACUGUAAAAAAGCCACACACAUGUGAUCAGUGCGGGAAGAGUUACACCCUUAAAGAAGCACUUAUGAGACACAUUGAAAGCCACGUUAAAGAGAGGCCUUAUAAAUGUGAUCAGUGUGGGAGGUGUUACAUAUGUGAGGAAAGACUUCAAGACCACAUGAAAGCUCAUAAUGGAGAUAAGCCGCACACAUGUGAUCAAUGUGGGAAGAGUUUUCCCCGAAAAUCCACCCUAAACAGACACAAGAAAAUCCACACUGGAGAGAAGCCACACACAUGUGAUCAGUGCGAAAGGAAGUUCACAUUUCUUUCACAGCUUAGGUAUCACAUGAGAGUCCACACCAGAGUGAAGCCGUACACAUGUGAUCAGUGCGGGAAGAGUUUCAGGAUUAAAAAAAAGCUUAUUUAUCACAUGAAAAUCCACACGAACAAAUGUGAUCAGUGCGGGAAGAGAUUCUCACUAAAACGAGUCCUUAAUAAGCACUUGAAAGUCCACACAGAAAUGAAGCCACAUGCGUAUGAUCAGAGUGGGAAGAGUUACACACUAAAAGGAGGCCACAUCGGAGAGAAGCCGUACACAUGUGAUGAAUGUGGGAAGAGUUUCAGAUUCAGAUGUUCAUUGAGAGUACAUCUGCGUUAUCAUGCUGGAGAAAAACCAUUUAACUGUAAUCAGUGCGGUAAAAAAUUUAUUUUGGCAGGUUCCCUGAAGAAUCACAUGCACGCUCAUUCAAAGGAGAAGCCUCACGUGUGUUUUUGUGGAAAGGCAUUUUCAUGGCCGCAUGGUUUAAGAGUACACCAGAAAAAACACAUUAAUGUGAAGAAUCAAGUGUGCUUGCUUUGUGGAAAAACCUAUUUUACAGAGGGUGAACUGAAGCAGCACCAGAAGGGAAGCUGCACACAAAAAAGUGUCAUGAAAUCGCACACAUGCUAUCAAUGCAGGAAGAGUUUCAGAAGUGUUCGAGCUUUGAAAUUGCAUCUGUGUUCUCAUUCUGGAGAAAGAAAGAAGCACGCAAUGUUGAUACAAAGGGGAAGGCUUACACGUGUUCUGCUUGUGAAAAACGUUUUACACGACUGAGCGCUUUUAAAGUACACAAGAAAACGCAUAUCAGUGUGAAAGACGUUUGCUAAACUGAAAACACAAACAAGCAAAGAGUUCACAUUGGAGAAAAACCUUUAAAGUGUUCACACUGUGACAAGCUGCCUCAUUUACGUCUGUUGAAUCGCACUAGAGUUCGUUUUCCCCCUUGGUGCGGUUCUUUUAGGCAGGUGUGAAGGCACCAAUCACACUCGGGUGCGCACCAAAAUCGAACUAAACAAACGUACCGAGACGUCCUUGAAGAAAAAUGCAAACAAAGUAUAAAUUUGAACCGAACUACAGAUGUGACAGCACCCUUAGUCCACCUGGACAACUGAAAAUAGAGAAGAGCAUCCGCAUCGAAAAGAUGACAUUUCACUGUCAUUCAUUUGAAAAAAAAAAAAUGAGCUUCGCUUCGCUAUUUAACUUCUGGACUGAACAGGAACUAUGAUUUCAGACAUUAUUAGUUCAAUGUAACACAAUGUUAUGGCGAUUCUGUUCUUCGCCAUUUCCACAAGUGUGUUGCGCAAAGGAUUUGACGCAUUAAUCCAUAACAUGCCAUGUAAAACUUCUAAAUUUUUAAGACUAAUGGUUUCAAGUUUUUCCCAGAAGAACAAUAUCAAAGAAGUUAUAUUCAAAAAAGUAGUUUUCUUACAUUUACAAAAUGUUUGUGUGUUCAAGUGCCUACUAAGAGAUUUUAUUAAAUUGUUAAGAAUAUCUAGUUUCUAUAUUCACCAAAUGCAUAUGUAAGAGAAACGAUCGUGUAUAGCUUUGUAACUGGAUGCUUUUAUGAUUGUCUCCUUGUCUUGCAAAGUCAAUAAAGUUAAAUAUCUCUUUCAUUUUCA
Pimephales promelas (fathead minnow) is the source of this 3175-nucleotide messenger RNA. RefSeq lists its product as uncharacterized. Gene Ontology annotation, molecular function: DNA-binding transcription factor activity, RNA polymerase II-specific; RNA polymerase II cis-regulatory region sequence-specific DNA binding. NCBI's taxonomy places the organism in Eukaryota, Metazoa, Chordata, Actinopteri, Cypriniformes, Leuciscidae. Gene Ontology annotation, biological process: regulation of transcription by RNA polymerase II. The record is from RefSeq and is a predicted model, not a curated record.